Messenger RNA from Fraxinus pennsylvanica, 1431 nucleotides. The record is from the annotation of a GenBank genome assembly. Lineage: Eukaryota; Viridiplantae; Streptophyta; Magnoliopsida; Lamiales; Oleaceae.
AUGAAAACCCACAAACGCUUAUAUGCAUACUUCAAGCAAAAAAAGGAAACAUCAAUGGAGGGUGUUUUGUCUACGACUGACCAGCAGAGCAUGGUGUCUUCCUUUCUUGAAAUCGCAGUCGGUCAAACAGCCGAUACUGCCCGUCAGUUCCUUCAGGCCACAAGCUGGAAACUUGAGGACGCUAUUCAACUUUUUUAUCUAGGAAAUGAAGGUGGGGCUGCUGCACCAUCUUUCUAUCCUCCAGAGCUGGAAAAUGAUGUACCUCUGCAUGAUUCGAACUUAAGAGGACUCGAAAAGGAUACGGGAGAUCAAAAUGGGAGACAAGUUGAUGGAGAUGAUGUACGUCCUCCUUUACCUGUGAAAAGGGAGGUCCUGUAUGAUAAUACAAUGCUUCAUGACUCGUCAAGAAUGGGAGGUUCGUCACGUGAAACUCAGCUUCAUUCUAUAGAUCCGUUCCGCAAUUUUGAGGAGGAAAUGAAACGCCCUGGAGUGUGGGAAGUGGACCAAGGUUCUUCCUCUGUGACCAAUAGAGUUCCAGAUAAUCUUGCUUCGUUGUAUCGCGAACCAUUUGCUUUAAUGUUCCAUGGGCCCUUCGAAAAGGCAAAAGAUAUUGCAAGAAUGCAGAACAAAUGGCUUGUGGUUAACAUACAGUCCACAAGGGAAUUCAGCUCGCACAUGCUUAACCGUGACACAUGGGCAAAUGAAGCUGUUGCUCAAACCAUCAAAACUAACUUCAUCUUCUGGCAGGUAAAUGAUGAUAAAGAAGAAGGCAGCAAGGUUUGUACCUAUUAUAAAUUAGACUCUAUCCCUGUCAUUCUGAUAAUUGAUCCAAUAACGGGUCAGAAAAUGCGCUCUUGGCUUGGAAUGGUUCAACCAGAAAAUCUUUUGGAGGAUCUCUUGCCAUUCAUGGACAACUGCCCGUCAGAUCAUCACAUCAGUCUGUCUCAUAAACGUCCAAGAGGAAGUUCUCAAGCACCACCUUCUGAUGUUCAAGUUAUGCCUGAUGAAAGCAAUGAAGAAGAAGAUGCAUUUCAGCGAGCAUUGGCAGCUUCUAUGGAAUGCAUUAAGGGAGCUGACGAAGGUGCCCUGAAAGAAGUGGAUGAAACCAUUUCAGAGAAAAAGGAAACAUGCUUAAUGAAGAAGCCUGCUUAUCCACCUUUACCUGAAGAACCCAAGGGUGAUCGAAACCUGCUUUGCAGGGUUGGAGUCCGAUUUCCAGAUGGACGCAGAGUUCAGAGGAACUUCCUUCGCACUGAUCCAAUUCAGUUGCUGUGGUCUUUCUGCUACUCUGAGCUGAAGGAAGCAGAUAUGCGGCCAUUUCGUCUCACACAAGCCAUUCCCGGGGCACCAAAUUCUUUGGACUACAAUAGCAGUUUGACGUUCGAGCAGUCUGAUCUUGCCAACUCAAUGAUUUCAGUUACUUGGGAGUGA